AUGUCCGAGUCACCGACACCACCGGCACCGGACCGCUUGGAUCUGGAUGAUCUGCUCGCGGAAGUAGGCCAUUUUGGUCGGUUUCAGCUGUGGCAAUGCGCGCUGCUACUGUUGCCCGUAGUGUUCACUGCGUUCUCGAAUCUGUGCUACGUGUUCACCGCCGGCGACGUACACUAUCGCUGCCAUGUGCCAGAGUGUGAACAGACAGUUCGCGCUGACGCGUACGCGUACACACCGGACUGGCUCAAACACGCGGUACCAUUUGGCGUGGGUUCGGAAUUGCCCGCGAAAUGUGACCGAUAUCGAGUGCUGCCAUCGGAGAACGAUACGACCACCUGCAAUGAGUCCCGAUUCAAUCACAGCAUCGUUGACCGCUGCUCGGAGUUCGUUUUCGAGGAUCCCACGGAAAGGACCAUCGUCAAUGACUUCCACCUGACUUGCGAUGAGAACCGCUGGAAGGUUACGCUCGUCGGGACGGUGCACAGUAUCGGGCAGUUUGUAUCCCUCGCCCUUUCAGGUAUCAUUUCCGAUCGCUUCGGGCGACGCUGGACGUUGCUGUUGGGCGUAGGUGUCGGUGCAGCCCUCGCGAUCGUACGCUCGUUCACCACCAGCUAUGGCGCGUUCAUGACACUCGAGUUUACGGAAGCGAUGUUCGGCUCAACCAGCUACACGACCGCGUUCAUUCUAAGCCUCGAGCUGGUCGAACCAAGGCUGCGUGUCAUCGUGAAGAGCGUAAUACUGGUGGCGUACGCGUUGGCUGAGGCUCUACUCGGUUUGCUGGCGAUGACGUUUCGCGAUUGGCGUACACUUUCGAUCGUCCUGUUCGUACCCGGAGUCAUCUCGAUCUCGCUGCUCUACACCACGGCCGAAAGUGUCCGCUGGUUGCUCGCAAAAGACCGCCAACAGGAUGUAGUGGCCAUCCUGCAACGGGUAGCAAAAGCCAACGGUCGUCCACCCUUACCUCAGUCCACGCUGGACGAGUUCUAUCUGCAGCAGAAGGCGAAACUGGAAGCGGACCGUGAUGAGGCCGGCCGCGGCAAGUCCUUUAUGCAGCUGCUUCGCGAAACCUGCCAGCACCGACGGUUGUUGUUGCGGAUCGCUAACUGCGCGUUCUGUUGGUUCACCAACGCCAUGGUGUACUAUGGCCUAACGCUCAACUCAGUCACACUAGCCGGUGAUAAGUACAGUAAUUUUAUCUUCAUCACACUGGCCGAAAUCCCACCCUCGUUGGCCAUCAACUGCAUCCUGAAUCGAUUCGGACGCCGGAAAACGCAAUGCGGCUCGCUGGUGCUGUCCGGAUUGUUCUGCCUGUUGGCACUGACAGCACUCAAAGACAUCGCCUGGCUGAACGUUGGCCUGUUUUUAAUGAGUAAAAUGGCCAUCUCGCUGUCCUUCUCCACGCUGUACAUCUACACGGCGGAAAUCUUCCCUACCAACCUGCGCCAGAGUUUCAUCUCGUUCUGCUCCAUGGUGGGCCGGUUCGGUUCCAUGUUGGCCCCACAGAUGCCACUGCUACAGGCCCUCUGGACACCGCUGCCGAUGCUGCUGUUCGGUUCGGUGGCCGUUCUGUCGGGUGUGUUAAUAUUGGAGUUCCCGGAAACCACCGGUGUCACGCUGCCGAACACGCUCGAGGAGGCCAUCGAGCUGCAUAGUCGCCGCAAACAGCCACCGGUGGAACCGGAAAAGGGCUCCUAUACUAGCCCGGGGUGA
Molecule: messenger RNA, 1710 nt
Organism: Anopheles nili
Lineage: Eukaryota; Metazoa; Arthropoda; Insecta; Diptera; Culicidae
Product: solute carrier family 22 member 4-like
Exons: 4
Coding region: 1-1710 (569 amino acids)
Biological process (GO): transmembrane transport
Cellular component (GO): membrane
Molecular function (GO): transmembrane transporter activity
Source: RefSeq, a predicted model, not a curated record